AAGAAGAGGAGGAGGGAUAAAGAAGAAGAAGAGGAGGGAGGAAGUGAAGGGAGAACCGGAGAAGGAAGGAGGUAAAAGAAGAGGAAGAAGCUCCAAAAAAUUAUACUAUUUACGUAAAUAGAAUAAUAUACUAUUAUAAGUAUUAGUAACACAUUGUUUUAAAUACGUUUUAUUAAAUGUACUAUUUUAUUUUAAUAAAUAAUAUAGUAUAAUUUUUGUCCGAUAUUGUUUAAAAAUCUGUUUUAAAAAUUUUAAGUUAUGCCAUAAGUAAAAAAAUAUGUAUAUCUUUAGUAACAUAAUAAUUUGGUUGAAAUAUAUUUGUUUCAAAAGAUAUACAUUAAUAAAAUUUGGAGAGGGAAAAGAAUAAAAAAGACAAAGACAAAAAAGAAAAUGAAAAAAUAACAAAAGAAAAAUAAAAAUCAAUGGUUGAGAUUGUUCAAAGGAUAAAAUAAGUAAUAUUAUAUAAAAUACACAGAAUACUCUAGCCUAAUUGUUGUUAUGGACAUAUACUUUAUUUCUUUUUUGUUAUGUGCAUGUGCCCUAAUUUCCCUUUUGUUAACCGAUUUACCGUAUAACGAAAUUUUACGUUUUCUGUUUUCUUUAAAUUACCAUAUACUCUUUCCAUAUUCUUGUAGAGUUAAAUUUUAUAUAUUAAUCGACGAAGUUCUUAGUUUUCUUUUUGUUUCACAAAAUAAAUACAGUUCUUCAACUAUACUUGUUUAUAAAUUUGAUAUUCAAUUUCUGUAGCAACAGAAAAGUUAACCGUAUCAGAUCUAAUUCAUGUGCAUAUGAAUCAUGUUACCAUCUUAAUUUGGUGUGCCCGUAACGUGAUUAAUAACUUUGUAAUACCACAUUCAAUGCAUUUUAGUACUUCUAUAAAAUAUAGAACAACUGUAUUAUUUAACGUUAAAAAUAUAGAAUGUAUUCUUUAGAAAUAUUGAUCUCUAAAAAUAAAAUAAAAUAGAAGAAUAUUAUUUUUUCUUCUACAAAUAGAUAAAAUAAUAAUAUCUAUGUAAAAGAAAAAUAAAAAUGAAAAAUCACUUUAUAUUCUUAAAACAAAAAUAUAGAGAUAAGUUAAAGACGCUCUAAUUAGUUUCACCACCAAGACAAUAAUUGAGUCAAUCAAGUACGAAAUAGGUUUUAAAAUAGUGCAAGCAGGAUACCCAUAAAUAUUGACUAACCUAUCUAUCACUAACUCCGGAUAUGUAUAAGGUUCUUCUAACUGCAAACUCGUUUGACCAAAAUAUAUAGCCCAAUUUUCUAAAACUUCUUGUUAUUGCCUUUAUAUUCUCAUUUAAAUUCAAACCCAUAUAUUACAUAUUAUUUAAAUAUUUAAAAUCGUCAUAAAUUUCUUAAAUACCCAAACUUUGUAAUUAUCAUCAAAUUUACUCUUAAACUUAAUUUACCCAACAAUAUAAUCAACUCAAUUAAAUACAUAAAUUUUAAAUUAAAUAAUAACAUCUUUAAGAAUGAAAAGCAUAGUAUCCUAAUUUUUAGAUUAAAGAUUAACUCUAAAUAAUCCAUCACAAAAAUUUCAUUGCUUUAUACGCAGUCAUUUAUUGUACUACUUUAACAAAUACUUUUAACACCUUUUUGAAACAAAAUAUGUAAUUAAACUUUAAUUAUGCAAAAUAAAAUUAAUAACUUUUUUUUCUUCAAGAAGUUAUCUAUAUAAUACAUAUGUCAUAAUCCAGUAUCAUUGUGAGAGAAGAAUAAAUAUAACAUUGACUUGUCAACUAUAUAUCAGUCAACGAGAAAGUAAAAGAUAAAUAACGAGUAUAUAUAUUUUUGUCAUUUUUUUUGUCAUAAAUAAUGAGUAUUAGAGAUUAGAGAGAGAGAGAGAUAUAGUUUAUAAAUCAUUAUUUUUUUUUGUACUUUUGAUGAGUUAUAAAUUAGAUUAGAAAUUUAUUUUACAAACAAAAUGUUUUACUUUUAUAAUUUCUACAACAAGAGAUGUGUGACAAGAGUAAAAAUUUAAACAAAAUUUUCAGUUCUAGUAGAGUACAAAAAUAAAAUCCUACAUACGGUGUGUAUUAACCAAAAUAAGAAUAGACUAUCCAAGAUUCAGGAUUGUGUUUUGAUCUCAUGAAUGAAUUGAUUUACACAGAAAAAGGAAAUACAAAAUUAUUCGGACAAUUAUUUCAAAUAUCCAAUUUUUUUUUUGAAUUUUUGUCACAAAAUAGUAUUAAAAAAAGACCAAAAUAGCUCUUUUUUUUUGAAGAUUUUAAUAUUUAUUUUUUAUUUUUUAAAAAUUUGAAACUCUAUCCCCGAAAUUCUACCCUUUAAUUUUAAACUCUAAAUCUAUAUUAGUUAAUCGUAGAGUAAAAAUACAUUUUCUUCGUUAAAAACUAUUUUUGCGAUAAAAACUUAAAAAAUGCUAUGGUAUGAAAUUUCUCAAAUUUAUUUUGGGUAAGGUUGACCAGAUAAUAUGUAGCAUAAAAAAGUGUUUGCCCAAGUGCAUUUAGUGAUAUUUAUUGUAAUUAAACCAAAUUUUAGUAAUUGUAAUUAGCUAAUUGUGAUGGGUCAUUACGCGUCGCUAAAUUCCGCCCCUACCACAUUAAUAAAACGAUUAAUAUUGUCAUAGUAUCAUUAUAAUAAUAAUAAUAUUGUCUUUUUGUCCAAAAUGGACAGUCAAUAUAGACAAAGUCAGAGGUGGCGAAAGGCUGACUAAUACAAUAGUUUCCAUAAACCUUUACGACAAUGAAUAAUUAAUAUAAUAAUUUGUCUCUUAUUGAUGUGUAAACCAGACGAUACUUCCGAGUUCCGUCUCUCUUCUGAAGCCGCUAUAUAUACCAACUCGAGAAACAAGUUUAACUCACAGAAAAAACAAGUUUGCUAUUGACAAGAAAAAACAAUGGAGAAUCUAUUGGGACUUCUCAGAAUUCAUGUGAAGAGAGGUGUGAAUCUCGCCAUUAGAGAUAUCUCAAGCAGUGAUCCUUACGUCGUCGUUCACUCAGGAAAACAGGUAAAAGACUCGAUUAUGAUGCCAUUUCUAAAUAAAUCUUGUGAUCUUAAAACACGCGUGGUGAAACACAGUCUUAACCCCGAUUGGAACGACCAUUUAACGCUUUCUGUGACUGAUCCAAAUCUCCCUGUUAAACUUACGGUUUAUGACUAUGACUUGCUCUCCGCGGAUGACAAGAUGGGUGAAGCUGAGUUUAACAUUGCUGCAUAUCUUGAAGCCAUUAAAUUCCGCUAUGCGCUCGAAGGAGGACUUCCCGAUGGGACAAUAAUAAUGAAGAUACAACCGAGUAGACAAAAUUGUUUGUCUGAAGAGAGUCAUAUUGUGUGGAACCAAGGCAAACUUGUUCAGAAUAUGUUCCUUAGGCUUCAGCACGUGGAAUGUGGAGAAGUUGAGAUACACCUCGAGUGGAUCGAUAUCCCCGGUUCAAGGGGUAUUUAAGUCAGACCCCGCUUAGGACGUGUGCUAAUAGUGCAAAUGCACAGAACCCGACAUUUUUAUUAGUUUUUUUUUUUUUUAAGUCUUAAUUGAUUCUUUGUAAACAAAAGUUUUUAUAGACCCAAAUUUUGAUUUAAAGAAUUUGGGCAGCAGAGGGCCAUAGAACUCUGAUGCGGUUUAAAACUGGUCUGUGAAAGAUCUCAAAAUAGUUUUUUUCAUUUUUUGGGGCUAAAUUGUACAUAUCAUUACGAAAAUAAAUGUUAAGGUUUACAAGAUUUUUAAAACAAAUUGUAUCAA
This is a messenger RNA of Brassica rapa (field mustard), 3697 nucleotides long. Its product is annotated as protein C2-DOMAIN ABA-RELATED 1. The record is from RefSeq and is a predicted model, not a curated record. Lineage: Eukaryota; Viridiplantae; Streptophyta; Magnoliopsida; Brassicales; Brassicaceae.